Brassicogethes aeneus is the source of this 414-nucleotide messenger RNA. The record is from the annotation of a GenBank genome assembly. Lineage: Eukaryota; Metazoa; Arthropoda; Insecta; Coleoptera; Nitidulidae.
AUGAAAUUUUUUGUUUUGUGUGUGUUUUUUCUCUUGCUGGUGGAGGGGCAGAAAACUGACGAGGUUAUUUUAUCCCGUCGUAAAAGAUACGUCGCUUUUCCAGACGGCAGCAGUAUGAUUUUCGCUUUUUGUAACACGGCUGCAGUGAUAACGCCUUUUCAAAUAUUUACCGAAGGAGUAAAUUGGGGCAUAUCUUACGACCUUCCCAACGGAACGACUCUGCUGGAAACGAAGAAAUAUCUCAAGGGACGCAGGCAGAGGCGCGAACUCUACAACAGCAUCGAAACGGUUAUCGAUUCAAUGGGGUUCGAUGGUAAAGCGUGUAUUUUCAAAACGCUUUGUGAAGCCCCCAGAGUUUUGUCAAAGAGUGAUGCGUCGCUUGCAGAGAAUUUACUUCAUGUUUUAUUUAAGUAA